UCUGUGGUCUCCUUUCCCAUCUCCUCGGAAGGCACUGAGCAGGGAGAAGAUCAGCAGAUCUCAGAAAGGGAUCACAGGAGGCCCCACAAGCACCGAGCUCGGCACGCCCGAUUCCGGAGGAGCGAGAGCUUGUCGGAGAAGCAGGUGAAGGAAGCCAAGUCCAAGUGUAAGAGCAUCGCCCUCCUCCUCACGAACGCCCUCAACCCCAACUCCAAGGGGGUUUUGAUGUUCAAGAAGCGCCGCCGGAGGGCGAAGAAGUACACCUUGGUCAGUUACGGCACGGGAGAGCUCCGGCGCGAAGCCGACACCGAAGAAGAAAGCGAAAGGGACGGCCUCGUGGAAGUCAAGUUCACUAGCGAGUCGGAGGUCGAUGAAGAGAUCUUCUCCGACGCUGACGACGACAAUCCAGAGACCCCGGCGGGGACCCGUGACUGGGACCGAUCUGGCCCCGUAGACGAGGACAAGAAGCUCAGAAGCAGAGACAAGAUGCAGAUGCUGCCAGACAGCUCGGGGAAGGGCGUGCUCAUGUUUGCCAAGAGGAGGGAGAGGAUGGACCAGAUCACCGCAGAGCAAGAGGAGAAGGCCGAGGGAGUGCCGGCCGGCGGGGAAUUCGAGGAUGGCCGCGCAGACGGGCUCAGAACAGUCGCUUCCUACCAGAGGAGAGAGGAAGAGAGCAUGCGAGUGCAGAGCUCCAGCGCCGUGAGCAAGAGUUACGUGGAAGGAAGCCACACGGUGCAGCACAACGGUUUCAGCGGAGCCCCUGAGAUGCCAGAGGCCCAGAGAUUGGCCGCCUCCAAUAGGACUGCCAAGCCCUUCCCGGGAUCCAUGAAUCAGACGGCCGCGCCAUUUUCCCCUACCAGAAACCUAGCGAGCCCCCUGUACGACUUUCCUGCGCCGCCCCCCUACUCUGCGGUCAGCCCUCCUCCGGAAGUCUUGUCCAGAGGGAUGUCUAGCCCCUUAGCCAGCCCGGCGCAGCCACCGCCAUGGCCCCAGCCGGCCCCGUGGUCCCCGCAGGCUUUCUAUGAGCAACCAGAGCAGAUCGCUUCCCGGGAUGAGAGGAUUUCGGUGCCGGCCAAGAGAACGGGCAUACUGCAAGAGGCCAGGAGGAGAGGCGCCUCGAAGCCCAUGUUUACCUUCAAAGAAGCACCCAAGGUCAGCCCUAACCCCGAACUGUUGUCACUGGUGCAGAAUGCAGAGGGCAAGCGGGGGGCUGGGGCCGGGUUCGAAUCCGGCCCCGAAGAAGACUACCUCAGCCUUGGAGCGGAGGCUUGCAACUUCAUGCAGGGCCACUCUUCGAAGCAGAAGACCCCACCUCCCGUCGCCCCCAAACCCUCUGCCAAACCCUCCUCCUCUCAGCCAACCACUCCCAUCUCCCCAGUCUGGUGUCCACCGAGCCAGACGCCUCCGUUCCCCGUUUCCAACCAGUCUCAGGGGAUCGUCGCCUCCGCCAUCAAAAUAGCUCGGCCUGCUAGCACUCCUUACCAACCUCCACCUCCUCCCGCGAAUGUGGCCGGGCCCUUUAAAGGACCCCAGGCCGCAGUAGCCAGCGUGAACUACACGCCCAAGGUGACGCCCAUGGGAAACGCUACCCCGACGACAGCCUCCGGGCCGGGACCCUCCAACGAAUUGCCGAAAAUGAGCGGCAAAGGAGCCGAGCUCUUUGCUAAGAGGCAGUCACGGAUGGAGAAAUAUGUGGUAGACUCGGAAAAAGUGCAGGCCCACAUGGCCCGGCCUCAGUCUCCCACUCCGUCUUUACCGGCUUCCUGGAAAUAUUCCUCUAACGUUCGAGCCCCUCCGCCGGUGGCUUACAAUCCCAUCCACUCCCCGGCCUACCCUCCAGCAGCCAUGAAGUCUCAGACGCUGGCGACGGCUUCGGCCGCCUCCAAACAGAGCAAGAAAAAGGGCAAGAAGCCCCUCAACGCUUUAGACGUGAUGAAGCACCAACCGUACCAGCUCAAUGCAUCUCUCUUCACUUUCCAGCCUCCAGAUGCCAAGGAGAUCCCGAUCCCAAAGCCAGCUGCCAAGCUUGGGCCAGUCCCAGUCUUGAAGUCAGCUGUUCCUUCCGCCCAAGCGCCGGUCAAUGCGAGCUUGCCCAGCACCUUCCGAGCUUCCUCCGUGUGCUCGAUGCCAGCCUACCCCUCGCAGCCCGCCUUCUACUCCGAGGCCGCGGCCACUCCAGUCAGCCCGUCCCCGGCGCCGCCGCCUAGCCUGCCCACCUCUCCCAAGCCGGAGUCGACCCCCCCGACUUACUUUGUGGCUCCGAGGCCCAAGUUCUCGGCCAAGAAAAGCGGCGUCACGGUUCAGGAUGAUGGACAGUCAUCACUUUUUAGAAGACCAGUUACACCCACUCUAUCUCCCACUUCUCCUCUGAUGUUCCAACCUUCCCCCAGUUACCCCAGCAAACCAGCUGGUGAGCCUGCAAAACCCAACAAGAGACUCACACCUUGGGAAGCAGCCUCUAGGUCUCCCCUUGGCCUUGUGGAUGAUGCCUUUGGCCCCAGAAACAUCCAAGAUUCCAUUGUGGCCCAUGUAGUCUCUGCUGCCCAGAGGAAAAGCUUGCCAGAGCCACUUGAGGACUGGAAACUGGGAGUUUCCUAUGCACCUCAGUUUCAGAAGACGAACCUGGGUUCACUCAACAGGAGGGAAAAUGGCAUCGCUAGCCUGCCAAAGAGCACCAGAGAAACCAUUUAUGCCAACAGCCAGUAUGAUGUCCCAUUGCCAUAUUCUGCCUAUUACAGGAAGCCCUCUAGGACUGGGUUUGAGAGAAUGACCAUGGAGACCAAGUCUGAGUACGGCUUCUCCUUCAGGGAUGGCAACUAUAAUCCCCACCCAAGAGGAUGGAAGCGUGAGACCUGA
Molecule: messenger RNA, 2856 nt
Organism: Gracilinanus agilis (Agile Gracile Mouse Opossum)
Lineage: Eukaryota; Metazoa; Chordata; Mammalia; Didelphimorphia; Didelphidae
Gene: SYNPO2
Product: synaptopodin 2
Exons: 3
Coding region: 226-2856 (876 amino acids)
Biological process (GO): positive regulation of actin filament bundle assembly
Cellular component (GO): stress fiber; Z disc; actin cytoskeleton
Molecular function (GO): actin binding
Source: RefSeq, a predicted model, not a curated record